Amorphotheca resinae ATCC 22711 is the source of this 729-nucleotide messenger RNA. RefSeq lists its product as hypothetical. The record is from RefSeq and is a predicted model, not a curated record. The transcript is spliced from 7 exons. NCBI's taxonomy places the organism in Eukaryota, Fungi, Ascomycota, Leotiomycetes, Helotiales, Amorphothecaceae. Bases 1 to 729 code for a protein of 242 amino acids.
AUGGAUUCCUAUGGCGGUGGACAGCCCCGUGGCUGCUACAACUAUCGCGCUGCCAGGUCAUUGAGAUUCGUCCAAGUCACUCUACUUGCUACAAUUCAAUCCGGCCAAUUGACGGGCGUGGUCCAUCAGCGCGGCCAUCAGCACUGCCUGGGUCUGCCCGAAUGGGCGCAGAUCGAUCGCCAAGACCGUAUAUGCGACACCACUGCAGCACACUUGCGGCGAUGCUUCUCACCAGCUACAACUGUGGUGGCCGUGAAUGCCCCGAGGGACCAAAGGACAAGACCUGCUACAAAUGCCUUCAGCCAGGACAUAUCGCAAGAGACUGCACCAACGCCCCAGUUGAGGGUGCUGGUCGAGGUGGAUUCUCAUCCGGUGCUGGAUCCCAGGAGUGCUACAAGUGCUCAAAGAUUGGCCACAUUGCGCGCAACUGCCCAGAGGCUGGAGGAUACAAUGGAGGCUUCGGCGGUAACCAGGGUGGCUACGGCGGUGGAUUCGGUGGACGCCAAGGACAGACCUGCUACUCCUGUGGUGGCUACGGUCACCGCGCAGUUGACUGCACCCAAGGCCAGAAGUGCUACUCAUGCGGAGAGAUCGGUCACCGUGCGGCUGAUUGCACCCAAGGCCAGAAAUGUUACUCAUGCGGUAACAGCGGACACGUCUCGAAGAACUGCCCCGAAAAGGCGAACUGAGUAUGAAUUCAAAACGCAGCGGCUAGUAUUUGCAGGUUGA